CUCCAAAAUAAAAAUACUCACAUGCAGGUUAAAAGACAAGAGAAGCAUUUAAACAAAAAAGAAUGCUUUAUCCUAUGGAGAAUAAACAAUGAGAUAUUUGAAAAGCAUUCCAUGAAUAAAAGAACGGUAACAAUUUUAGGUUCAAAAUAUUACAAGUUCCAAGUAUUAAUUCAAGAGUAUUUUCCUAACAAAAUACUCGUUGGUAACACUUUAAUCAUUUUGAAACUAUGUCACAUAAGUUCAAGAAGAUACAUAAAAUUCUUAAAUGAUAAUGGCAAAGGAAGUAAUGAGAAACUUUAUCUUACUUGAUCAAGUGGUCAGAAAUCUAGAACUCAAAUGAAAAUUGGAGUCAAAUUACCAACUAGUGUUAUCUGCAAAAUGAUGUCAACAAUUACAAAAGUUAUUGAAAUCAGCAGUGCCAAGAUUACUCAGAAGGUACUUCUUAAGAUUCUGGUAGCUUCCUCGGUUUGAGAAGGUAUGAAAUUUAAAGGUUGAAUAUUUGAGACAGGUAAAAUCAAAUGUGCAAGUAAAGCCAAAUGAAAUCUAAAUUUUCUUGGCUUUUAUUAUUGCAAAGGUAUUGACCACACUUCCCAGCCAGAGACACCUAUCUUUCAAGUAAUUUUAGACAAUAUCGCAGAUAACUGCAAUAUCAACUCCCUCUAUAAAAUAACCUUUGAACGUUGAGGGAUAGACCCUUGUAUAAUAUUAAAAGCAACACAAGGUCCUCCUUACAAUGACAUAUGACUCUCCAUCAAUCUCAAUGUCCUUCCUAUGUUAAUAUAGGUGCUAAAUUCCUGCUUAAUUUCAAUUUUAA
Messenger RNA from Moneuplotes crassus, 814 nucleotides. Lineage: Eukaryota; Ciliophora; Spirotrichea; Euplotida; Euplotidae. The record is from the annotation of a GenBank genome assembly.